UUGGAUUCCGCAUCGACUCCAAUUUGCAACUGACUGUCACAAUCCAUUCUGAUAGCUGCACUGCUUUGAGUAAAGACUGCGGGUGCCAUAACGAAGCACUCGGCAGACUUUCCCUCUUGGGUCUAGGCUAGGUAUCAGUAGAACCGUUGCCGAGAGUCGACGCUAUCCAUAUUUCGCGCCAUGAAUGAACAGUCGGGAAUAAGCAGUGACGAAUCUUACGCACAGGAUUGGGUUGUGGAAUUCGAAGUGAUUGAUGAAGCUGCAGAAAGUGCAUCGCACGACGCCGUUCCUGCUGCGGAUCAGCGACACCUGCAAGAGAAUGUUGAAGAAGUUGCCGGACUUGAAAAUUCCGGGGUCAACCUCGUGAGCAACGGCAGCCUGCCAGAAGAACAACAAUUGCAGCAACAGGAACAGUAUCCUAAAGCAUGGCACUUCGGCGUAAGUGAUGGCAGCGACGAUCCUUUGAACUUUUUGCUUUCGGAAGAUGAUUCUGGUGUUCGCGCCUUCGGAAUUUCUGGUUCGUGUAUACAGCCGACAGAGCCCCCCGAAUCUUUUUCUUUCAAUGUUGAACAAAAGCAAGCAGUAGAAACGUUUCUUUCCGGCGAAGCGAUACUCCAGACGCCCGGAAACCACGUAAUCUUGGGUUGCCGGAACUUCGCACCUUCCCCGGCGAAUCACAAGUUUGACCAUCUGUUGCAGCAAUACUGGUUGGAUGUCCGCGCAGUCGAAGGCGCACUGGAAAGUCGGAAGCGUAAAACGGCCGAUGUUAUCGAAAUCAUCCAUCGGCACGGUGACUACUUUUGUUUUUGGGACGCCCACGAUGGGCCCCGGGACGACAAUGGUAAACUGUGCAGUCUUAGUGCUACAACAUGGCAAGCGUUUUGCUUUCGGAGGCUCGAAAGUGAUAAGGAGCUCAAAGCCAAGCUACGCUUCCCACUCGAAACGAGUCUGAACCGGCUGACCGGACGAACUCAUCACCAGCACUCGUCCUCUGGAGCUUCAAGCGUAUUGGCUGAGCAAGGUAUGGGUGGAAUUUCGAGGCCACUCAUGAACCUUUCUAUUCACGCCGAACGUGAGCCGUCGGAUGCAGCGGAAGAGGCCGUUCCGGCAUCUACCCGAAAGCGUUCCAUACCUAAAAAAUCCCAUCUGCAAAAAGAAGCCUCCUGGAAGUCAACCCUUCCCAGUUCCAAUAUACAUGAGAUUGAUUCAGAAAGUGAAGAGCCCGGAGUAUCGGAACCACUGUACGGCAGAUACAAAGAAAUGAAGGAUUUGAAAGAAAAGGUCUCGCCCGACGGUAAAUUAGUGUCUUUGGUGGGUCGAUCGGGUGUUGGAAAGACCCAUCUUGCACGUGUCUUUGCAUGGGAAUGGACAAAAGAGCGAGACAAGAACUGCACUCGUUUUGGCUUUUGGCUCAAUGCAGCUACGGAAUCAACUUUGCGCGAAAGCUACGAAACCGCAAUUCGACGACUUCGCCACGGGACGAGUCUUGAAGAGCCUUCGGCGAAACGACGAAUGGUAACUAUCCAAAGCCUAGCCCUUCGUCUUUGGGAAACUCUUGCUCAAUUAUCUUUGUCGUUCGAGUGGAUUCUGGUAUUUGACAAUGUCCCGGCCUUUGUAGAAGCCUUAGAUGGAACAAAAAGAGAGGGUCCUUUGGGAUUUCAAGAGUGGUUCCUUCCAAGAGACUGGAGAAAUGGUCGUGGCCGGAUACUAUUGUUAUCGACACACGAUGGAUAUGUUGGGACAACAAAAUCCAGCAUGGGAUAUAUCGCUCAAAUCCGUGUCGACCUCUUGGAUGAAGAAUCAGCUGUGCAAAUGUUACAAGCAGAUCUGCCGGAAGAACAGGGCAGCGAGGCCUCAUUGCAUCGCUUGGUUUCGUUAUUCGAUUGUUUACCGCUAGCUAUAGCUACGGCAAAGGGAGAAUUGCUGAAUGACGUGAUAAGUGUCGACCAGUACAUAAAACGGAACAAUUUUGAUGCUGUGCAAAAUAGGGUCCAGGCGGCCAUCAGAAGUUCUUUAAAUAACGCUUACCAACGGGGUCUCGGGAAAGUUCUGGAUGUGGCUGCUUAUGUGAACCCCGAUUCUAUACCGCUGAUUUUGUUGGGAGGAGAGAGCGCCAAUAGAGCAGCGAUACAACUCACGAAGUGGAACAUUCUGAGGAGGGACUGGAAGACAGAUAGUAAUGAAGAGGUAUACUCCAUGCAUCGGCUGCAUCAAAAUGCUGCACGGCAGGUCUCAUUGGAAAAUGGAUGUUCGCCUGGAGCUGCUCUCCGAGUGGUCCACGAAAAUAUUACAACAUUUGAUCGCGACACUCCUGCACAUUGGAAACUCCCAGCUGCCAUGGUAAAGCACGUGGUCGCGCUAAAGGAGCGAGUGGAAAGCUGGCCUUCGGAGCUUUGUUUCGUAUGGGCGCAAACUCUUCAGAAGACUGCAGAAGUGAACCGGUGGGUAAAUCAUGACUUUGGAGGAGCGAAGAAAAUGUCGCACUCUUGUAUUUCGGUAUGCUCCAGCAUUUUGAAGUCGGAAUGCCUGCUAGCAGAAGUGCGAGAAGCUGUCAGUGAAGAAAUGGUCAAGGUACACAUGUUCCUUGGAAAACUGCACCGAUCCUGUUCGCAACCGGACGAUGCAAAAGAAAGCUUUGACCGAGCGCGCAACCUUUUACGACUUUGCCCAGCAAGUGAUGCGCGUUCCUGGCUGGAGGCUGACAUUUUGGAUGACAUUGGGAGACUGGAGCACAACAAGAGUUGCUAUGCCCAGGCCCUGGAACACUUCCGGAAAGCUCUUGAAAUUCGAUACAGAGCGAUACCAGACUCUACGCGAGGUGAAUUGGUAGGUUCCCCUUUUUAUUCCAACGAUGAAACCUAUUCCACAAGGCUCGUUGAACAAGAAGCACUGCGCGACUUAGGCCGAAAUCUAUUGAAGUCACUAUUAGAGUCAGCGGACACGGACGUUUCCCUGCCGAAACCGCAACCUGUAGAGCGAGAAUACAGCGCUCAGCGAAAAGUUCUCGGGGCGCUUGCGGACACCCUCGUGAAUUUUGGCCGAUCGUACCGUGAGGGCGAAGAUUGUGAGGGCGUACAAACCUGGACUAAAGAAAAUUAUGGACGCAGCUACGGCGAAAAUGGCUACCUCGAAGAAGCCUUGUUCUGGUUUGAAGCAGCUCUUGGAGCGCAAUCUCUGCAGUUUCGGAAUGAGAUUCAGAAUGACUCAGUGGCAACUACCAUAAGUCACCUCGGCCGAGUCCAUAUAGCGAAAGGGAACUUUGCUACAGGGCUGGAGAUGUUUCAAAAAUCUCUCGCCAUGAAGCAACAUGUAUAUGGCAAGGAGAAGGGCAACGAAUCGAUUGCUACAGCUUGGGGUAACGUGGCUACAGCUAAGAGACUUAUGGGAGAGUGUCUCGUGAGCGAGCAUCGUUUCGAAGCGGCAUUUCAAUGUUACACUGAAGCCUUUGAGAAUUACAAACGAGCCCUUGGUAUGCUGAAGUCUCUUUUUAACGAUUCGAACCACAAAAAAGUGCGAGAGACUUGCGCCGGGAUUAUGAGCGUAGCAAAUUCGGUGUCACUUCUGACCGACUUGUUGAUCGCCAUGAAUGACCCUGACGCCACACUAGAAAUUAAUUGCCGUGGGCUCGUCGAGUGCUGCUCUAAUUCUAUAUCCGACCAGCAAUUCGAACAGUAA
This is a messenger RNA of Phaeodactylum tricornutum CCAP 1055/1, 3675 nucleotides long. RefSeq lists its product with no specific name. The coding region runs from base 181 to 3675 and encodes 1164 amino acids. The record is from RefSeq and is a predicted model, not a curated record. Gene Ontology annotation, molecular function: protein binding. Lineage: Eukaryota; Bacillariophyta; Bacillariophyceae; Surirellales; Neidiaceae. The transcript has a single exon.